UGAACAAUUAGUCAUUAACACAUGCAGGCUGCAGGUCCUCACAUGUAAUUACAGCAGCUUUGCAAAUGUGUUGCUCCCAUAAAUGAUGAUUUAACUUAAGACAGACAGAUAUCUUGGACUUUUAACUAAAUAUUUUAAUGGUUUAUGUGCAAAAAAACUGAGAUAUAUUGAGAAAUAGUGACUUGUCAAGAGUCAGGUAGCUACUAAACAUGAUAGAAACGCAGUUAUACAAGUAUUCCUCCAGAGAAAAAUAUUAAUAAUCAAGUCUUCAGGCUCUACAGUUACACCUCACCGUGCAUCUAUUAUCUGUUAUCUAACAUCUUCUAUGGACUCCUGCAGAGCAACAGGGGACAAAGACCUGUUGGGGGUUGGGAGGACUGCUGGAGUCUGAAGCAGCAUGUGUUGGACGGAAAGGCGGGGACAGACAGCACUCUCUAAUCGUUACUAGAAAAAAAAAAAAAAGUAAUCGCGUUACUGCCACCAACUGACAGGACUCACUUGCAAACUGAUGCGCAUUGCUAUUGGACGCAGCGAGGGUUGGACUCCGGCACACCACCACCACCACCACCACCGCAUGUUAUUCCAACGCAGAGAGCGCAUCUGGCCAGUCGUUCCUCAUUGCGCACUGGAUAUGGAUCAGGACGCAGCGUGCCUUGUUGCUGUCUGUGGACAGGCUGCACUGUGCGGCGCAUAAAAAACAGAAAACAAACAACAACAAAAAAACCAAGGUGCCCAAAUGAACCGUCGCCCUCCUGGCUCCUCCGGCGUGCAAUGGCUUAACAGGAGAGACAUGAGUGUCCGGACGGAGGACAGCAUCACCUUGUGCCAAAGGGCUCUCCAAAUCGUUACGGAACUUUGUCUCACGGGACACGUAGACCGGGAGAAAUGUUCGGAUAUAUUUCCUCUGGAGAGCAACAUACCAGGUAAAGGACACGCAGACAUCUCUAUUAGUCUCCUUGCUGUGGUCGUGGGUUUCUGUGGCCUCGCCCUGUUGGUAGUCUCUCUCUUUGUGUUUUGGAAGCUGUGCUGGCCCAUUUGGAGGAGCAAGGCUCUGUCAGCCCACGUGGAAAAUGGUCUCCACGUGGGUUUCCCCGAGGCCCCUCCGCCCAACUCCCCGCCGGUUACCGAGUGCAAAGUGGCGGAGGUGGAGAAGAAGCAUCCGCCAGAAGUGAAGGUGAACGGACGGAGCACUGUCAAGCUCCUGGAGGCAGCCAUGAAGAUCAGCCAGACGUCUCCGGACAUCCCCGCCGAGGUGCAAACAGCCCUGAGGGAAAAGCUCUGCCAGCAGACUAAGCAGGCUAAGAUCCAGAGGCAGACCACUGAGCCGACAUCCUCCUCCAGGCACAAUUCAUUUCGGCGCCACCUGCCUCGUCAGAUGAAUGUCACCAGCGUUGACUUCAGCAUGGACACAGUGCCUCUCCGCCAGUCUUCUACAGCGAGCAUCGGAAGAAUAAAACCCGAACUCUACAAGCAGAAAUCUGUGGACUCAGAGGAUGAGGCCAAAGAGCCCGUGGAGACUUGCGGAAAGCUCAGCUUCUCGUUGCGCUACGACUACGAGGAGCAAGCGUUGGUGGUGAGAAUCCUCAAGGCCUUGGACCUGCCUGCCAAAGACUUCAUGGGCACGUCCGACCCUUACGUGAAGAUCUACCUGCUACCGGAGAGGAAGAAGAAGUACCAGACGCGCGUCCACCGCAAGAAUCUGAACCCCAUGUUUGACGAGACCUUCUGUUUCCCCGUGGCGUACGACGAGCUUUGCAACCGGAAGCUGCACUUCAGCGUCUACGACUUCGACCGCUUCACCAGCCACGACAUGAUUGGAGAGGUGGUGGUUGACAACCUCUUUGAACUCUCUGAUCUUUCCAGAGAGGCUGUAGUGUGGAAGGAUAUUCACGCAGCAACUACGGAGAGUGUUGACCUGGGAGAGAUCAUGUACUCGUUGUGCUACCUCCCCACAGCAGGGAGAAUGACCCUAACAGUCAUCAAAUGCAGAAACCUCAAAGCCAUGGACAUCACAGGCUCUUCAGAUCCGUACGUUAAGGUUUACCUGAUAUGUGAUGGACGGAGGUUGAAGAAGCGAAAAACCACCACCAAGAAAAGCACACUUAAUCCAGCGUACAACGAGGCCAUCAUCUUCGACAUUCCCCCGGAGAACGUGGAACAAGUCAGUCUGUCCAUCAUGGUGAUGGAUUAUGAUCGGGUUGGACACAAUGAGGUGAUCGGCGUGUGUCGCACCGGGCCAGAUGCUGAGGGCCUUGGACGAGAUCACUGGAACGAAAUGCUGGCUUACCCGCGGAAGCCCAUCACGCACUGGCACGCUCUGGGAGAGGAAAAUACAGUGGCCGGGAAGAGCAGCAAGCUUUGAGAGUCAAGGCUCGUGUCCUUCGCCCAAACCUCCGCAGACACCUUUAUGAUCACAGGUAGAGAUGACGCCACCUCUGUAAGAAACCAGAAACGUUUGUUUAGAAGUCGUCGUCGGGAAGUCGUGUUGCCUAUGAGUCUCUCGUGAGCAUGUGGUAUGAAAAAUUGAAUUCAUUCUGACAUGUUUCUCAUGUGUUGAUAUAAAAAAAAAAGUUUUUUCUUCAUUCAUUCAUUUAAACUCCAGUUCUUGAAGUGCUCUACAGAGCCGGCUAUGCACAGCACUCACUGUUUUCAUACGUCGGCUUCGAAAUGCUCUAAUGCUUUAUUUGCCAAACAUUUACACGGACCACAUGAAUGGUAGGCUUCACUGCGAGAAAUGUUCAAUGAUUGUCCCGCGACGGUAUCAACCUUUUCAACUAUUUUCUGGCCCCCAUGAGCUCUUUAGUGAGUUUUAGCAUUUCACACAAAGCUAAAAGGGCUACGCUGCUCAACGCCAUGAAAACCUUUGCUUGAUAAAAACAAAACAAAAAAGCCAAUAAAUCCACGUUUUGGCUGAAGAAUGCAGGUAACUGAGCAGACGUUUACAGACGUAGACAGGCGUUUAAGACUAACCAUUAACCAGCCAUCGUUACCUAUCAGAACAGAUUAAAGUCAACUGAUUUAGAGAAACUGUAGCAGAUACAUGUAGCACAUAACAUAUAUGUACAGAGGGGUAAACAACAGACAAACAGUGUGUUUAAAAAUAACUCUGAACCGUGGCCGUUCUACUCAAACCCCACCAGAAGCACCACGGUCCGUUUCAGAAGCAUCCCAUAUGGCUUUGUCUAUUUUUGACAGACGGCGCCAACAACCCGCACAAGACAAGUCAGACACAGAAACGGCAUAGAGAAUCUGGUAGAUUUUCAAAAUAAAACACAAACCUCUGAUCGUAAAAACAGGUAGCACGUAGUAUAUUUACAUAAUUUGAAGCACAUAAGCCUGUGGAAAAUGACCAAAUCUGAGCAAGUUAACAAAAUCUGGCGGGCAAAACGCUUCUGAAACGGGUUUGAAGUGCAGAAAAGCAUUUUAUUUUGCUUUAUUUGGGAGAAGUUACAGGUUAAAAACCAUCAACUCUGUAGUGUUACCCAUUGUGUAGAAGCUGGGGUACUAUAUAUAUCAAAGCUGUGUCCACGUCACCAACUCCAGCCAAACUUAUUAUCUUAGUUAGUCGUCAUCCUAAAACACUUUUCUCUUAUGAAGUUACUGUAAAACUAUAAAACAUGAAUCUAACACUGGUCUUGCUUGUCCAAUAUAUACUUAUUACUAUUUAUAGGUAUGCAAAACAGCUAAACAGGGUUAUGUUAGAAUGAAAUAGUGAAUGGACUGUCUGAUCUUGUCCUUGGCCUGGGACAUGUCCCUUCAGUGUCAGUCUUUCCGCACAAAAUCAUGAAACAAGUCAAAAUCGAAAGGCGUAGCAACAGUAACUAGGAGGAGGGGCUUAGCUAAUCUCAAACAGAUAGUAAUCGAAGUUCAACUCAGCCGUCACUAAUUCAGGGAAUUAAAAAAAUCCAUUAAACAAACUACACCGUCAACUCAAACGUUUGCAAAUGUUACGUACAUUUUAUUUUUUACAUUAAGCCAUAUGAAAUUCAGUUCAAUGCAUCUAAAAAAUAAGAACAGCUUCACAUCAUAUGUGAGUAAUAAGAAACUAAUAAGAAACCAACAUAGCAAAUAGAAAAAAAAAAGGCUAUGUACUGUUAACUUACUUGCACAUGCUUAUUUCCCCCUGCGCUGCCCUUAAUAUGAAAAAUAAAUAUUUUUACUGUAGCAUGCCUCUCACCACUUUAAAAAAAAAAAAAAAAACUACUGAGGGAAAAUGUAAGAAAUUAAUAGAGUAUUUCAAACUUUGUGUUUACAUUUGUAUAUAUACACUCAAUGGCACUGUUUGUAUAUAUUCAAAAGUGGAAUUUAAGAAGUCGUCGUAAACUUACGGAAAUAGAGACAUCACAAUGUAUUUCUAUCGUUUGGUGAUACUUUGAACAACUCAGACUUGUAAUUGAGUGAAAUUUCUACACAUUCUGUAAUAGUUGUGAACAAUUUAGUCCGACUGGGAGACCCAGUGAAGCCAACGCGACCUUAAUUAUUUUCAUGUUUAGGAGUUUUAGAGCUUUGAAGGUGUAAUCGUUUGCAUAUUGGUUUAAUCUAUAUUGAGCAAGAACAACUGCGAAUUGCUGUCAUGAUGUGUACAGUUUGUGAUAACUUUUGUAACAAUUUAAGUAUGAACAUUUGGAAUAUGAUUUAUUGUAUCUGUUUCAUAUGUAUUUUAACAAAAUAAAAAAUAAAAAUCAAGGGUCAAAGCGUGUCUCUCUGUCUCAGCAUACGCUGUAUGAUUUUAG
Messenger RNA from Larimichthys crocea (large yellow croaker), 4733 nucleotides. RefSeq names its product synaptotagmin X (gene syt10). Lineage: Eukaryota; Metazoa; Chordata; Actinopteri; Sciaenidae. Gene Ontology annotation, cellular component: plasma membrane; exocytic vesicle. The record is from RefSeq and is a predicted model, not a curated record. The transcript is spliced from 8 exons. The coding region runs from base 737 to 2362 and encodes 541 amino acids. Gene Ontology annotation, biological process: calcium-ion regulated exocytosis. Gene Ontology annotation, molecular function: calcium-dependent phospholipid binding; phosphatidylserine binding; clathrin binding.